Sciurus carolinensis (gray squirrel) is the source of this 5081-nucleotide messenger RNA. RefSeq names its product slingshot protein phosphatase 2 (gene Ssh2). The transcript is spliced from 14 exons. Gene Ontology annotation, cellular component: cytoplasm. Gene Ontology annotation, biological process: actin cytoskeleton organization; negative regulation of actin filament polymerization; protein dephosphorylation. Gene Ontology annotation, molecular function: protein tyrosine/serine/threonine phosphatase activity; actin binding. The record is from RefSeq and is a predicted model, not a curated record. Lineage: Eukaryota; Metazoa; Chordata; Mammalia; Rodentia; Sciuridae. The coding region runs from base 510 to 4802 and encodes 1430 amino acids.
CACAAUAAAAUAAAUACAUAAAUGAAAGAUGAUCAAAUGCAUUAGUUUGUUAAUACUAGAGACUAAUAAAGUUGGAAUUGCCUUAUCCUAUUUAAAAUGAACCUAUUUCACAAAAAUUGAGAUUAACUUUUUAGGGAAUAUGCCAUUUAAAUUCUAAAAUUUUCCAUCUAUGAAUCUAUGUGAGUUUUAGAAUACAGAAUAAAGGAAAAGAGUGUUUUUAAGAGACUCUUGAUUUGAAUGUCACCAACCUAUCUAGUCAGUAUCCAUGGAGGUCUGUAGCAAAUAUACAGGAAAAAGAGGGGGAAAGAAAACAACAGAAACAGCAAGGCAGGAUGGAGAAAGGAGGCCAUAGUGUGUACUGGCUUCGGUAUUGUUGGUUGCAUGACUUUCUCUGAAAGCAGCCAGCUUUCUUAAUGAAGGUAUGCGUUUAAAUCACAGGGAGAGUGCUUUAGAGUGAAGUUUCACUUUUUGUAGUGGCAGCAGUCCUGGACGUGUUGCUGGAAUGGAGGAUGAGUUUACCAUCUUCUCUUCAGACCUUAUCUCUGCCUUCAGCUCAUCUCUUUUACUUAGCAAGCCUUUGUUCAUUGGAGAGUGGACCUCUGCCUUCAGCCUUUCCAACUGCUGUCAGAAACCAAAGCAUCAGUGAGAGCUUUUUAACUGUCAAAGGUGCUGCCCUUUUUCUACCACGGGGAAAUGGCUCAUCCACACCAAGAAUCAGCCACAGACGGAACAAGCAUGCAGGCGAUCUCCAGCAGCAUCUCCAAGCAAUGUUCAUAUUACUCCGCCCGGAAGACAACAUCAGGCUGGCUGUAAGACUGGAAAGUACUUACCAGAAUCGAACACGCUAUAUGGUAGUAGUUUCAACUAAUGGUAGACAAGACACUGAAGAAAGCAUCGUCCUAGGAAUGGAUUUCUCUUCUAAUGACAGUAGCACUUGUACCAUGGGCUUAGUCCUGCCUCUGUGGAGUGACACCCUAAUUCAUUUGGAUGGUGAUGGUGGGUUCAGCGUAUCAACAGAUAACAGAGUUCACAUAUUCAAACCUGUAUCUGUGCAGGCAAUGUGGUCUGCUCUACAGAGUUUACACAAGGCUUGUGAAGUAGCCAGAAUGCAUAACUACUACCCAGGCAGCCUUUUUCUCACCUGGGUAAGUUAUUAUGAGAGCCAUAUCAACUCAGAUCAAUCCUCAGUCAAUGAAUGGAAUGCUAUGCAGGAUGUGCAGUCCCAUCGACCGGACUCGCCAGCUCUCUUCACAGACAUACCAACUGAACGUGAGAGAACAGAGAGGCUAAUUAAAACCAAAUUAAGGGAGAUUAUGAUGCAGAAGGAUUUGGAGAACAUUACGUCAAAAGAGAUACGAACAGAGCUGGAAAUGCAGAUGGUGUGUAACUUGCGAGAAUUCAAGGAAUUUAUAGAUAAUGAAAUGAUAGUGAUCCUUGGUCAGAUGGAUAGCCCUACACAAAUAUUUGAGCAUGUGUUCCUGGGCUCAGAAUGGAAUGCCUCCAACUUAGAAGACUUACAAAACCGAGGGGUACGUUAUAUCUUGAAUGUCACUCGAGAGAUAGAUAACUUCUUCCCAGGAGUCUUUGAGUAUCAUAACAUUCGGGUAUAUGAUGAGGAAGCAACAGAUCUCCUGGCUUACUGGAAUGAUACUUAUAAAUUCAUCUCUAAAGCAAAGAAACAUGGAUCUAAAUGCCUUGUGCACUGCAAGAUGGGGGUGAGUCGCUCAGCCUCCACUGUGAUUGCCUAUGCAAUGAAGGAAUAUGGCUGGAAUCUGGACCGGGCCUAUGACUAUGUGAAAGAAAGACGAACAGUGACCAAGCCCAACCCCAGCUUCAUGCGACAACUGGAAGAAUACCAGGGGAUCUUGCUGGCAAGCAAACAGCGGCAUAACAAACUCUGGAGAUCUCAUUCAGAUAGCGACCUCUCAGACCACCAUGAACCCAUCUGCAAACCUGGGCUCGAACUCAACAAGAAGGAAAUAACCACCUCAGCAGACCAGAUUGCUGAAGUGAAGACCAUGGAGAGUCACCCACCCAUCCCUCCUGUCUUCGUAGAACAUGUGGUCCCACAAGAUGCAAAUCAGAAAGGCCUGUGUACCAAAGAAAGAAUGAUCUGCCUGGAGUUUACUUCUAGGGAAUUUCAUACUGGACAGAUUGAAGAUGAAUUAAACUUAAAUGACAUCAAUGGAUGCUCAUCAGGGUGUUGUCUCAAUGAAUCAAAAUUCCCUCUUGACAACUGCCAUGCAUCCAAAGCCUUAAUCCAACCUGGACAGACCACAGAAAUAGCCAACAGGUUCCCAGAUUUAACAGUGGAAGAUCUGGAGACAGAUGCACUGAAAGCAGACAUGAAUGUCCACUUACUGCCUAUGGAAGAAUUGACAUCCCGACUGAAAGACCUCCCUAUGUCCCCUGAUCCUGAGUCACCAAGCCCCCAGCCCAGCAGCCAGGCUGAAAUCUCAGAUUUCAGUACAGAUCGCAUUGAUUUUUUUAGCGCCCUUGAGAAGUUUGUCGAACUCUCUCAAGAAACACGGUCUCGAUCUUUUUCCCACUCAAGGAUGGAGGAACUAGGUGGAGGAAGGAAUGAGAGCUGUCGACUAUCAGUGGUAGAAGUAGCCCCUUCUGAGGUGACUGCUGAUGAUCAGAGAAGCAGCUCUUUGAGUAAUACUCCCCAUGCAUCUGAAGAAUCUUCAAUGGAUGAGGAACAGUCAAAGGCAAUCUCAGAACUGGUCAGCCCAGACAUCUUCAUGCAGUCUCACUCAGAAAAUGCAAUUUCAGUCAAAGAAAUCAUCACUGAAAUUGAGUCCAUCAGUCAAGGAAUUGGGCAAAUUCAGAUGAAAGGGGACAUCCUAUCCAAUCCAUGCCAUACACCAAAGAAGAGCACCAUUUAUGAACUUCCCCUUGAGAGGACCCAGACCCCAGAGAACAAACCUGGACCUUUGGAGCAAGAUGAGGGUUUCUGCACAACCCAGCCUGAACUAGCCAAAGACUCAGGGAAGUACAAUCCAGAAGGCUGUCUACCCACACACUCAUCCACAGCAGACUUGGAAGAAGAGGAACCAGCUGAGGAGGAACACGAGCUCUGGGGCCCAGCGAUGCAGUCAGGUGCCAAGUGGUGCUCUGGGUCUGUGAGGCGAGCCACCCUGGAGUUUGAAGAGCGCUUACGGCAGGAGCAGGAGCACCACGGCACUACCCCUGCAUGUACCUCAUUGUCUACUCGCAAGAAUUCUAAAACUGAUUCUUCCAUGACAGACCUGGCACCAAAAGGAAAAAGUGAUGAAACCACCCCAGAACAUUCAUUUGUCCCCAAGGAACCAGAGAUCAGCAAGGGCAAAGGGAAAUGCCCUGGGUCUGAGGCUGGCUCAUUUUCCCAUUGUGAGCAGAGUAUCAUCAUUCCAGCACCUGAGCUGUCAGACUGUCACCCCUUGCCAGCUCCUAGGGAGGGCCCAGGGUCAGAUACUAGAACAAAGCAGGAAGGAGUCCCGAAGGAGCAGAGGACUGUGGUUUCAUACCAAGAAUCUGAGACACAGGCCAUCCCUCUUCCUUUCCCUAAGAGGAUAGAAAUCAUUGAGUAUACCCACACAGUUACAUCACCCGAUCACACUGGGCCAGGUGGUGAAAUAGCCACCUAUGAAGGAAGUGGGGAGCAAGGAUUGAGGAAGGUGAAAGUGGAGAAGUCUGUCACUGUGCUCUGUGCACUGGAUGAAAAUCUAAACAGGACUUUGGACCCCAACCAGGUUUCUUUGUGCCCUCAAGUGCUACCUCUGCCUCAUUCUUCCUCUCCUGAACAUGAUAGAGCCACCAACUCCACCUCCAUGAUGAGCACCCCUGAAGACAGUGACAAUAGCCCAUCAACAGCCCUGGAGACAGUAGCACCUUUUGUCAGUUGCACAACCCAUGUACCAUCUGCCACCUUGGAUUACCUGCUUCCCCAUACCAUGGUUCACCUGGAAGGCUUCACAGAGCAAAGCAGCACCACAGACAGUGAGCCCUCCACAGAGCAGGUUAGCUGGGAAGAAAGGAAAGAGGACCCCCUCUCCAGUGGUUAUGAAGUGCCACACAGGGGCUCUCAGUUAAGUACUGAAGACCUAAGUUUAAUUGGCAAACUCAGUGAAAGCACUGGGGAGUUACAGAAAAAGCAAGACCCAUCACUCAUACCCUGUCGAGUCCCACAUAGCUCCAGUAGUGAAGAUAUAAAGAAUCUCAUUCACAGCCCCAGUGUGGUAAAGGAGCGGGCUAAAGAAAUUGAGUCGCGCGUGAUUUCCCAGGCAGGGCUCACCAAACCAUCCCAAAUGAGGCGUUCAGCUUCUCUGGCCAAGUUAGGUUACCUGGACCUCUGUAAAGACUGUUUACCAGAGAGAGAGCCUGUCUCCUCUGAAUCCCCUCAUCUCAAACUGCUCCAGCCCUUCAUCAGAACAGACUCAGGCAUGCAUGCCAUGGAGGCCCAGGAGCCCCCAGAAAACCCAGGUGCCCCCAAGAACCUAGAGCCCACCAAGUAUUUUGUAGAACAACUCAAAACAACAGAGUGUAUUGCACAGAGUAAGCCAGUGGAAAGGCCCCUUGUGCAGUAUGCCAAAGAAUUUGGUUAUAGUCAGCAGUGUUUGCUCCCCAGGGCAGGACUGGAAUUGACUAGUUUGGAAGGAGGUCUUCCUUUGCUACAGACCCAGGGACUGCAGUGUGCAGGCCCAGCACCAGGGCUGGCCGUGGCACCUCGUCAGCAGCAUGGUAGAACUCACCCCCUUAGGAGACUGAAAAGGGCAAAUGAUAAAAAACGGACAACCAACCCCUUCUAUAACACCAUGUGAUUCUGAGCCUAUACAUGUGAUUUUCUAAGAGAAAUGUUUGUAAAGGGGCAGGUGUAAUAUGUAAGGAACAUGCACUUUAUUGGUUAAUUUUAUAAUAUUUUGGUCAUAUUACUGUUCCUGGCGCAUGCAGGGUUUGGGUUUUUCUUGGUGUAUAUGUAUAUAUGUGUGUGUGUAGAGAGGUUGAUUUGGAUGGAAAGACCAUUUUAUCAUUUUUUUAUUUUUAAAAAAUUCUCAAACCUCAAAAAAAAAAAAAAAAAAAAAAACCACCUCAUUUUCAAA